AUGAAUUUUAUAGCUAUAAUCAGUGCCAUUCUUCUGGCAAUUGAUUUGUGUUCAUCUGAUUCUGUGGAAGAAAAUGUUGAAAAACAAUACAAAGGUUACAAAGUAUUGCGAUUGUUGCCCAACACUGUGGAUCAGUUACACUACUUGUCCGACCUCUCCACAGACAUUCAGCUCUUAAUACCAAAUAAAAAGCUUGAUUUUUGGACACAACCAAAAGACCUUAACUCCAGCGUCGAUGUCAUGGUUUCGCCGGACUUUUAUAAAAACAUUCGCGAAAAGCUUUCGCAACAAAAUAUCAAAAAUAAAGUUAUCAUUAAAGAUGUCGGAGAAUUGGUAGAACAGGAGAAGAAGACAAUCGAUGACCAACUCUUGUAUAGAACCAAAUCCUGGGUUCAAAACUCGAGUGCAUUUUUCGAGGCCUACCAUUCAAUCGCUGAGAUUUAUCAAUAUUUAGAUGACUUGCAUAGUAUUAAUACUAAUAUAAGUGCUGUUGAGGUGAUCGGCACCACAACAGAGGGUCGACCACUAAAACUCUUCAAAAUAGGCACCAAAAGUAAUAGCACUCAAAAACCCAUUAUAUGGAUAGACGCAGGGAUUCACGCGAGAGAAUGGAUAGCGCCGUCCACUGCUCUUUUCAUUGCAAAUAAGUUAAUCACAUCAACCGAUAUCGAAGUAAAAAAUUUGCUAAAUGUGUACGACUUCUACAUAAUGCCGAGCGCUAAUCCCGAUGGAUAUGAAUACUCGCGAACAUCGGACAGAAUGUGGAGAAAAACCCGAUCUAAUAAUCCGUCGUUUUGGGGAAACUAUGGCUUUCAUUGGGGAAGCGCUGGAAGUAGUUCUUACCCGUGUUCGGAGACAUAUCACGGAAAGGCCCCCUUUUCUGAACCCGAAACUAAAGCCAUAUCUGACUACAUAUUAUCAAAGAAGGAUAACAUUAAAAUGUAUAUCGCAAUGCAUUCAUAUUCCCAAUUCAUACUAACGCCAUGGGGUUGGACAUCAGAGUUACCAAAACAAUACAACGAUUUACUAUCGAUGGGACAAAAAGCGGCGCAAACUUUGCAGCAAAAAUACGGCACUCAUUAUAAAGUGGGAUCGAGUACUAGGAUUCUGUACGCGGCCGCCGGUGGGGCUGACGACUGGGCUCACGGCGUGGCCGGCAUUAAAUAUAGCUAUACUUUCGAGUUGAGAGAUACAGGUGUUUAUGGUUUCGUACUUCCGGUCAGAUUUAUUGUGCCGACGGGUGAGGAAACGUUUGAUGGCAUCAAAACCAUGUGCACAGAAAUCAGAGACGAAUACAAACUAAAAGCCGUCAAUACAUAAGAAGCAAAUGUAUGAAAUAAAAUUAUAAAAUAAUUGGCAAACUUUUCUUCAAUUAUACUUUUAUUUACAAAUACAAUAUAUAUUUAUAAUAAACACAUUAAAAAUCAUUUAUUCAUUUAUAAAAACAAUAAAUUUAGAAAUUUAUUAAAACCUA
This is a messenger RNA of Medioppia subpectinata, 1474 nucleotides long. NCBI's taxonomy places the organism in Eukaryota, Metazoa, Arthropoda, Arachnida, Sarcoptiformes, Oppiidae. The record is from the annotation of a GenBank genome assembly.